CUCCAAUAUCCGCUUGCGCAGCCAGCGGUCAUGGACCUUCACACACUCCUCCUCGCAUUGCUGUGGUUCAGCCAAAUUAACGCGGAUAUCCCCCGUACUCCGAUUCCGACCUCGAUGCUCAACGACUCGUGGCGCCACGACUUGCCCGAGGACACUACCGUCGACGUCUACGAGUCUCUCCCCGACGCCAUGGCGGCCGUGACGGCGUCUAUCAGCUUGAACGAAACCACGUGGCCCGACGGGCAGUUCGUGUCGGGAUCGAUCCUCGUACUACCCGGCGGCCUUGGCACACUCAACGAGACGGCGGCGCCUCGGACCCAAGUCUCAUACAACUAUUCGAUCAGCAAAACGGUUUGGAACCUGGAUGCCGAUUCGAACGCCAUCUCGCUCGUAAACUGCGUGUACGCUGCCAACGGCAGUGCCGUGGACUUGGUCGUGCAGAGCGUAGAGAACGUGACUCCAUACGGGCCGGGCCAGAUCCUUCUCGUGUCUUCGCGCUGGGGCUGCGUCAAUGCGCACGGGGUGCUCGCGGCGCAGGCGCAGCUGCACGUGCUCGAGAUGGUCGUGCUCGCAGACGAGCGCGUCCUGCGCCUUGUGGUCUCGCCCGCGGCGCUCAACGCAUCCUUCGCGACCAUGUCGAUGCACUACCGCUCCAACCAGUUCGACCUGAACGAGACGGCGACGGCGUCAGUUGCGGCGGGAACUAGCCGCCGCCUCGAUACGGUCACGCACACGUUCUUUUCUUACGUCCCCAACUACAAGUGCACGACCGGAUGUGGUGCAUACGAUCUAAGCGACAGCCAGUGCUUCCAGUACGUGUCGGACGAAUACCUAAUAUGGAGCUGUCCUGGCUCGCAGUAUUGGAUGUAUACGAAAUCUCUGACGACCAAGGCGUGCGGCCUUAUCCACAACUGCGCGCUGCCAUCUGGGCUCAAGUACAACCCCGUGCGAGAGUGCACGACCGUGUGCGGCGCGUACGGCUUGGCGGCGGACCAGUGCUUCCAAUUCGACUCGACGCGGAGGAUUUCGUCUGGAGACUGUCCUGGCUCUCUCUACUUUAUGUGCAACGUUGACAGCACGUGGAAGGAUUGUGGCUACAAGCGUGGCUGCAUCCCGAGCAUCGGGCGCACCAUGACGUACAACAUGGUCAACGGCGCCGUGGACAAGACGGACAUCGAGUUGUACCGCAGCGCGGGCUGCGGUACGGGCAACUUCCUCAACGCGCCGUCUGGCUCGGGCUGCGUCCGCGUGGGCUGCGCCAACUGCGCGUACACAUUUACGGUCAACGAGAUCCAAAUUUCGCUCGAUUACGACGUGUCCUUGUCAUCCGCGUGGGUCGCGGGCAGUGCCACGCUGUACGGUUCUGGAUUUGCCAGCGCCGGCUUCUCGCUCUACGCCCCGGACGGCGUGACGUGGAAGCGCACCGUCUCGCUCGUCGACAUAUCGCUGACAUACCCGGCGCUCAAUCUCCUCGGCUUCGACGUCGAAUUCACCCUCGAAUACGCGUUGGAGGAAACCUAUACCGCCACGAUGACGACGUCCGCCACGCCUUUUGUCAUGUCCAAGUCGGUCACGCUCUCCAAUCUCGUGGCCACCGCCGCGUACGACUCGAGGUCGGGCAAGUCGCAGCAGACUAGUGUGGACGUGGCCACGACGACCCAAGCGCCGCAACGCGGAGAAUAUGUCGCCUUCAACUUUAUAUACGACCAACGCACGACGGUAGGCCUCUACGCGAGCGCUGCUGGAUUGACGCUGGGUGUGGACGUGGCGUGGAGCGACUUUGUGCAGCUGUUCUGCAAGGGCGGCGUACUCCCCGCCCUCGCGUCCACGGCGGUAGUCCCGUCCACGCCGGAAAGUCUCACGUUUGGCAACUGCGCCGUGCCGCAUCUCUUGGAGCUUGCCAUCUUUUCUGGUCGCCGCGAUGUCGUCGUGACAGGAUAUUUUAGCUUCGAAUAUAGCCCGCUCGACUUCGACUACAACUGGCCAGUGUCGAUCCCGUCAUUGAGUACCAACGUGUCGCGCUUCAGCUUCUGCUACGCACCACCGUACACAUUGACGCUCACCAUCACACUGAACCCUUCCGACGCCAACACCUUGUCGUUAUCGACCACGUUGCAGGCGCAACUCUUGGCUGCCAUGGGUCAAGCACUUGGUCUCCCUGCCUUUACGGCCAACCUCUUCGCGCUUAAAAGCAUCAGCACGACGACGGGCGCAGUGGCGCUCACGGUGAUGACGCCAGUUGCCGUGUCCGACGUGUACCCGUCGUUCUCGGCAUUGGCCACGUACAUCAACGCGAGGGCGGAGACCGACGAGUACAAGCACGCGGUUAACAAAGCGCUCAACCUUGGCUGCUCUCCCGGCUACUGGGGCAGUGUGUGUCAAUUCCGGUGUUCCCCACCUCUGCAGUGUGCACCGGACUCUGUCUGCACCUGCGACCAGAGCAGUGGCGUGGUCCGCACUUGUCGAUCGUGCGUUGAUGGUCAAUGGGGCAACGUUUGUCAGUAUACGUGCACCGGCUACAGCAACUGCGACCCGACCAGUCUGAUCACGUGCGAUAGUUCAAGUGGCGCCAUCACAUGCGCGAAGUGCAACCCCGGCUACUGCGGCAGUGACUGCCAGUACUCGUGCACCGCUCCAAGCACUUGCGCCGGGGGUUCUAGAGAUGCUGUCACUUGCAGCCAGUCCACCUGCGCCGCCGUGUCUUGCCAGCAAUGUAAUACCGGCUACUACGGCAACCAGUGCCAGUACGCGUGCACACCGCCUGCAGCGUGCGUUUCCAGUGGGCGUACCGCUUGCGCGCAGAGCAGCGGCGUCGCAUCAACGUGCAGUGCGUGCAAGACCGGCUACUGGGGAAGUAUUUGCCAGUCACCGUGCACGGUGCCGGCGACUUGUGACAGCAGCAGUAACGUCACUUGCACCCAGUCCACCGGGGCCGCGGUCACUUGCGGACAAUGUAACCCAGGCUACUACGGCAGCGCUUGCCAGUACUCAUGCACCGCGCCUGCAGAGUGCUCUUCCAGCGGUCAAAUCACGUGCGCUCAGAGCAACGGCGUUGCAUCGACGUGCAGUGCGUGCAAGACCGGCUACUGGGGAAGCGCGUGCCAGUCGUCUUGCAUCGCGCCGGCAACUUGCACUUCUGGUGACACGGUCACGUGCGACCAGUCCACCGGCGCCGCGGUCGCUUGUGGCGAGUGCAGUCCAGGCUACUACGGCAGCGCUUGCCAGUGGUCUUGCGUCGCGCCGGCGACCUGCUCUUUUGGUGACACGGUCACGUGCCACCAGUCCACCGGCGCCGCGGUUGCUUGUGGCGAGUGCAGUCCAGGCUACUACGGCAGCGCUUGCCAGUACUCGUGCUCACGGCCUACAACAUGCACAUCGAACGGUACGCUGUCUUGCGACCAGUACAGUGGCACCGUCGCCAUGCGCUACCACGAGCACUGUGACGUGCGACGGAGGCGACGGCUCCCUCGUCGCAUGCUCUUCCUGCGCCACUGGCUUUUGGGGAUCUCGGUGCCAAAACGCCUGCACGCCUCCCUCGACGUGCGAUUCAAACGCUGA
Molecule: messenger RNA, 3558 nt
Organism: Saprolegnia parasitica CBS 223.65
Lineage: Eukaryota; Oomycota; Saprolegniomycetes; Saprolegniales; Saprolegniaceae
Exons: 2
Coding region: 31-3558 (1175 amino acids)
Source: RefSeq, a predicted model, not a curated record